This is a messenger RNA of Exophiala oligosperma, 2340 nucleotides long. RefSeq lists its product as uncharacterized. The record is from RefSeq and is a predicted model, not a curated record. The coding region runs from base 1168 to 1935 and encodes 255 amino acids. The transcript is spliced from 4 exons. NCBI's taxonomy places the organism in Eukaryota, Fungi, Ascomycota, Eurotiomycetes, Chaetothyriales, Herpotrichiellaceae.
CGCAAUCAAUUUGCGGGACGAAGGUCGUGUCUGCGGGACGAUUGCGGGACGCCGGUAUGAUCCUGGAGCACCGCAUAGCAACUCCGUAGCAGUUGCAUCAGCCAUUCCAGAAAAGGCAUCGACUUAUGUCGAUGCUUAAAUCUACAUUGCCAUGUCAUGGCUCUGUGUCCAGGAGCGCGAACCGUCAAGCCACUUCCAGGUAACCAGGAAAUUUCACCAGUAACACAAGCAGCACGCAUAUGUCUAUGGGAAGCAUGGCGGUCACUACAUCCAUCUUAUCAUUUGAGACAAGACAGCGUAUCGAGAGCGACAAAUUGAGACAUUGCCGUGGGAAAGCCCAAGGAAAGCUUCUUUUCGCAGAACGACAUGUUAGAAUCAUCUGCAUUGGAGCAGGAGCCUCGGGCCUAUGCUUCGCGUACAAGUUGCAAAGGUCAUUUCGAAAUUUCACCCUGAAUAUCUAUGAGAAGAACGAGGAUCUAUCUGGGACAUGGUUUGAGAACAGAUACCCAGGAUGUGCCUAAUGUGCCCGCCUCACAACUAUACAUACUCAUGGGGACCAUCACCGACCUAUAGCGCCGUCUAUGUCUCUUCCCAGGAGCUUUACCAGUACUUCAAGAACUUUCGCGCGAAACACCGACUCGAGAAGUAUAUUCAUCUGCAACACAAAGUGGUCGGUGCCACCUGGGACGGAAAAGCAUGGAAAGUCCAAGUUGAAGAAGUCCAAACUGGUCGCUUGGUCGAUGCAGAGUGCGAUAUACUCAUCAACGCCAACGGCAUUCUCAACAAUUGGAAUUGGCCUGACAUCCCAGAUCUGGACAAGUUUCAAGGAAAGCUAUUGCACAGUGCCAACUGGGAUACAACUGUGUCGUUGGAUUACAAAUCCGUCGGGUUGGUUGGUAACGGAUCGUCCGGCAUUCAAAUCCUACCUGCAAUCCAACCUAGAGUCAAGAAACUGACCACUUUCAUCCAGGGCUUGACCUAGGUCCCACCGAGUCCUAGUCUUCAACAACACAUUACACACCUUCCGAGAAGGCCGUCUUCUCUUCUUCCCCUUCCACCCUCCGCGCCCUCCGCAAGCUGAACGAAACUUCGACCAGUUGUCUGUUUGGUACUUUCGUCAAGAACUCGGCGACUCAACAUGAUACCCGCACCGACCUCACCCAACAGAUGCAGAGUCGCCUCAACAAUCCCCAAUUGGCUUCCGCUCCGAUCCCGUCUUGGUCACCCGGCUGUCGCCGCCUCACUCCCGACGUCAACUACCUCGAAUCUUUGACAAAACCCAACGUGCAGGUCUGUCUGGGUGGGAUCCGCAGCGUCACCGAAACAGGCGUGGUAGGACCAGCCGGCGCCCAUCCCGACUUGGACGUUCUGAUAUGCGCCGCGGGUUUCAAUGUCUCCUUUCGUCCUCGUUUCCCCGUCAUCAAUGAGGAUGGCACAAAUCUGCAAGAUUUGUGGGCAAAGGACCCCGGAUGUUAUUUCGGCACCGCCGUCGCUGAUAUGCCCAACUACAUGUUGUUUCUCGGUCCCAAUUGCCCGGUCGGCGACGGUCCUCUGUUGCCCGUGAUUGAGACUCAAGCCGAUUACACGUUGAAAUGGAUCGACCGAUGGCAGACUGAAAACAACAUGCUCUGUUUCCACCCGGAAGCGGCCGCCGUGGACGAAUUCGUGGACCACGUCGACACCUACAUGCCCAACACCGUGUGGACCGAAGGGUGCAGGUCGUGCUACAAAAGUGAUGUCAACGGCAGGGUGGUGGCGCCGUGGCCGGGAAGUUCUCUCCAUUUCAUGGAAACCACGCAGGAGGUCAGAGGGGAUGACUGGAACAUCGAGUACCGAGGCAACAGGUACAGUUGGAUGGGUAAUGGUUAUAGUUCCCCCGGACCCCCGUUCACCGCGGGACCUUUUGCCUGCCUCCCGCAAUCCGUACCGGUCUAGUAGAUUUGCGCGUGGGCCACGAGAAGCGGUAGCGGUUGGUUUACCGGUGCAUGUACGGCCGCGUGCGACGAUGUGCCCCAAGGCCAAGGGGUUGUAUAUCGACAUGAAAAUUAACGGUUGGUGACAAUCAUGGAUCCUGAAGCUUGGAAGCACCUUUGGCGGUUGCAAGUGGUUAAGAUCUGAUGUCCUGUUGACAGCUCGGUGCUACCUUUGGUAUCUGGACAUGUUGGCCUGUCAACCAUCAUCAAGGCGCAGUGGACAACCAGCAAGUCCCCCUUGUUGGCGACUAUUUCUUUGCCUGGUCGUUGGAGGAACGGCAGGACAGGUUGAAUAAAGAGGGGGUUUCUGACUUCUGAUACGACGGACGUUGUGUGUGUCAGGCUGUGUUUCAAGGGACCCCCCCCC